GAUCCACAAUAGUCGCCAAAAGGGAGGGAUAGCACCAGUACAAUACCAACACCAAGACCGAUCCCCGCAGCCCUACAGACCUACUCGAGGCCCAAUGCAAAAAGCGAAACGAAAAGCUCGAAUGGAAUAUACAACCAGCGGCCGCGAUGAAGUAAAACGAAAUAAUAAUAAAAAAAAAAGAAUAAUAAAAAGCAGAAGAAGAAGAAGACAGGGCGGAGGGAUAUACGUAAAAACACAAACCCAGGAUAUCGCUAAAAAGAAAACGAAGAAAAGAAAAAAGAGACGCAAAAAAGCCGUGCAAGGACGAGCGAAAGAAAAUAUACCAAGCGGAAAACAACACAAAGGGAGAAGAACGAAAGAGAAGAGAAAAGCAAAAAAAAACUAAAAGAAAAGCGAGGGAAUCAUGGUGUUACAAGCCAAAUACAGGCGCACCGGUUCCUCCCUUCCCUACUCCCCAAAAUCUC
This is a messenger RNA of Westerdykella ornata, 464 nucleotides long. RefSeq lists its product as uncharacterized. The coding region runs from base 95 to 385 and encodes 96 amino acids. The transcript has a single exon. The record is from RefSeq and is a predicted model, not a curated record. Lineage: Eukaryota; Fungi; Ascomycota; Dothideomycetes; Pleosporales; Sporormiaceae.